Messenger RNA from Rhizophagus irregularis DAOM 181602=DAOM 197198, 922 nucleotides. RefSeq lists its product as uncharacterized. The record is from RefSeq and is a predicted model, not a curated record. NCBI's taxonomy places the organism in Eukaryota, Fungi, Glomeromycota, Glomeromycetes, Glomerales, Glomeraceae.
AGUGAACAUAGCAAGAAAAUAUUUCGUAAUAAUUUGCAAGGUUUGGAUGCGUAUGCUCGACAUAAAAAGUUUAUGAAGGAUUAUGUAAAUUUCUAUGGGCGUGAAAGAGGAGUUGGCCAAACAUCCACAAGUAUAGAAACAAAGACCGAAUUCGAUAUUCUGAAAGAAAAUCAUAAAUUUCUUCGAACAGAAGAUGAAGAAGAAGAAGAAUUAAGUUGGGAGCAACGUGUUGCAAAAAAAUAUUAUGAUAAAUUAUUUAAAGAAUAUUGUAUCGCCGAAUUGAAAUAUUAUAAGGAAGGAAGGAUUGCUUUAAGAUGGAGGAUUGAAAAAGAAGUUAUAUCGGGCAAAGGCCAAUUCGUGUGUGCAUCAACAAGAUGUUCAAGUACAAAUGAAUUAAAAUCUUGGGAGGUUAAUUUUGCUUAUAUGGAAGACGGUGAAAAGAAAAAUGCGUUAGUUAAAAUUAGACUAUGUCCAAAAUGUUCUGAUAAAUUAAAUUAUAAUAAACAACAUCAAGAAAUUAAAACAGAGAAAGAAACUUAUAGAGAUGAAGAUGAAGAUAAGCAUAAAAAAAGAAAAGGAAAAUCUUUUGAAGAAAGUAAUAGUAAAAAGAAAAAACGUGAGAGUAGUCCAGAACGAAAUAUAAAGAAACGAAAUGAUAUUAGAAGCCAGAAGUCAGAUUCAACUGAUUCAAUUGGAACAAGAAGUCCUACGCCAAUUAGAGACGAUCAAAGAGCGAUAGAGGAUUUUGAUGAAUUUUUUACUGGUUUAUUUGUUUAGAAAGUCAUGACAGUUAAUUUUACUAAAAUAACUUUUAAGGAAAAAAUGAAAAUAAAUUAUGUAUAUAUAAAAUGAAUGAACUUUAUCGUAAUAAUGUAUAUAUUUUAUCGGCAUAUCACAAUUCAUUUUUUUUUUUAAAAAAAAA